Molecule: messenger RNA, 742 nt
Organism: Phytophthora nicotianae INRA-310
Lineage: Eukaryota; Oomycota; Peronosporomycetes; Peronosporales; Peronosporaceae
Exons: 1
Coding region: 107-703 (198 amino acids)
Source: RefSeq, a predicted model, not a curated record
CGUGCGAGGAGGCCCAAGUGAAAGAAUUCCUCCGACUACACGAUGGAGUCAAAGCAGCCGGCGAAGCUCACUUAUCGAUUCGCCACUACAAAGCCAACCGCAGCUCAUGAGCGACGCAAAACUGAUCACCAGCAACCAGCUCGCACCUUCGAGCUGCGAGAUUCGCAACAUCAACGCGUGCAGUACUCAAGCGAUGGCGUCCCCGCCAAGCUUCGCGUCGCGCAUGAUUCGAUUGAUCUUCAAGCGCAAGCAACGCUGUGAGGACCAGCGACCCAAGUCAUGGCCAGGGCCAGGAUAUUCAAAACCCGCUCCCGUGCCGGUACCGACGGCCACCAGAAGGCAGCCUAGCGCCACCAUCGCAAUUCCAAGCUGUCUCGCUACUUCGGCCCCAUCUAAAGUGCCUACAGUGUACACGAGACUUGAGCAUGCCCACAAGCGCCUAACGGACGACAGCAGUGGUAAAGCCUCGUGGCGGCAACGCCAGACUCGCUGCGCAAACUGUGGGGGUCUCUUCUUCAAGACGAUGUCGAUGCUGAGCAGCGCUGCCGGCCGAUUCUGUUCCCUAGACUGCAAAGCCAAUCUCGAAUAUUUGACUCAAAUCGAGGAAGCGAUGGACGUGGAGAUGCUGGGGAUUAAUGCAGCCAGUAGCAGGGUUUUAUAUGUUGGAGAUAGCAGCUUCACCGAUGAAGCGCCGUCGUUCUGACAGCCUUCAGAUAAUUGGGAUAAAAAAUACAAGUUGAAG